Messenger RNA from Harpegnathos saltator (Jerdon's jumping ant), 3559 nucleotides. RefSeq lists its product as uncharacterized. NCBI's taxonomy places the organism in Eukaryota, Metazoa, Arthropoda, Insecta, Hymenoptera, Formicidae. The transcript is spliced from 5 exons. Bases 246 to 3395 code for a protein of 1049 amino acids. The record is from RefSeq and is a predicted model, not a curated record.
UCUCGUACUACCGGUGUGGGGAUAACUGGAGCUUUGGCUUAAGUCAAGUGUAUCGCGCCGGCACAAAGUAGUACACUGUUUCGCUGCGAAGUGGGCGCAUCGCAGGUCUAGAAGCACGCCGGUCAUCGAGGACAUAGAUCCCAGUGAAUCAAGAAGAGCAAAAAUCCGUCGACCGAAUAACACGGAAGAGGAUUCCUGGCGUUCUCACAACGCUCUUGCUUAUUAAUGCGUUAACGGCAGAAGAUAUGCGACUUUACGCUGUUGCUCUUGUUACGUGGACGAUAAUCGUAACAGCGUCCUUGGAAUCCAGCAUCGCAGAUUUCAGCGACAAGAAGGCUAUUGGUUACACGGAGUUCCGUGAUUCGCCAGUAAAGCAGAUAGUACAACCUUACGUGACGCUCAGUCCAGAGGAGCGAGGUUCUAGGCAGAUCGGCACCGAGGACCAUUCUAAUGAUGCCGCUGGAUUAAGUAGACCAGUGACUCGCGCGGAGAGCGCGAGCAGAUCGAAUAGCGUUUCCACGAUCGAUUCUGCCUCGUUGGCAGAAUCGGCUUACUCGACGCCGCUCACCGAGACGGCCGACAGAUACCCGUUUCGAGAGAGUCCCGGAGGCGAGUCCGGAUAUGCGAUACCCGAGGAUGUGCUCCUCGUAGAAAGCGCAGGCGCUUUCGGACAGAGAGUUCGUCAAGGCCCGGCGGGUGAACAGACAACCGGGCGCGUCCUUGUGAAGAUCAACGACGGCCAACAAAAUGACGAAUACGUGAGUUUCCGGAAGUCAAUCAGCAGCACCCUUCAAUCAAGAGGCGUGCCACCCUUCAAUCAAGAGGAUAAUCAAAGGAAGAUCUAUACAUCGACGACCCGGAAACCAUCGGUACUCACUUCGAAGCAGGAAAACGAGUUGUUUGACACUUCGCCAUCUGAUGAAUCUGAGAAAACAAUUGGAUUCGACUUAUCCAUAAAGAGUCUCGAUGAAAAUUCUCGCUUCAGAAGCUCGACAGAGAGUUCGUCCAGCGCGAUGAACGGUCCAGUCUUCGAGAAUGACGUCAUACCCGAGCAUCUUCCCAAACCGCAAGGACGAUCGUCUCGAACGCACAAUGCAACUGAGGAUACCCUGAAGAAAGCUGUGGUACCUACUGAAGAGCCAGAGAGCGUCUCAACGACAACGUCCGUAGAAAUCAGGCCCUCAAUACAGCUAACUAAGUUCUCGGGCCCCAUCGUGGUACCUGACUUACCCAUGCCAGAAGAGCAAGACGCGAUUAUUGAUUACAUGGACGAGGACAGCUCUUCAGAAUCGUUGAGACCGCUGGAAGAUAUCGCCUCAGUCUCGGAAACCAAUGUUAGGAGUUCGAAGGUCGGUAUCACCCUAGUGAAUGACGUCAAAACCGAUUUAGUGGAUGACAGCGAGCUUUCGGCCGCGACAGAAACGAAAGACUAUUUCCGGGACGAUCUGCAGCAGCGUCCAUCGAGUGAAGGGUUCGCCGAGAACAAAGGAAACCACUCGGACAUCAAGUAUAAAGACGAGAAUGUUCAAUACGCAGAAGGGAAAAGAACGAUCGAGGCCGUCACGCAGAGGGCACCGGAUAAUUCCGUCGAGAUUCAAAAGUCCGUGGAGUUGUAUCACACCGCACCGGUGCACGAGAUUCAUUAUCCUGUAGAGUACAUUCAGCAGACCACACAUCUCGGAGUCAUUGAGACGAACAGCAUUGGAAAUGCACCGAGAUCGAGACAACCAUACGAGCAGGACGAACACUCGGAAUCACAAUUGAAUUAUGAUACUUAUCGAGGAAACGACGCCGCCAUCGAGAAGUCCGUCAUUAAGGGGCAAGCAGCUUCCGCGCUCCCGCAGAAGUUCCAUCGCCAAGAGUACAAUAUUCUCGAGAACGACGUUGGCAAACCGACGGCCUCAGCCUUGGUCACGAAAUACACCUCAAGUACUCACGAACGAGUACCCGUCGACAGCCUCGAGUCGCAGCCGCUACAGUAUAACGAAGCGAGACCUGUGCUGUUGAUCGCGAAUCAAUUCAACGACGCGUUGUAUGAACAAUCCAACGCACAUCAUACCAUCAACAGUAACGACAACGACCCUGCUCUGCACACCAGACUCCACGAGAGUCCCACAAGACACGAAACAACGGGCGAGUUCGUGAGACCAUACGUAACAACAGCUGCAUCAUAUCGGGAACAGCAGCUACCAUCGGCGGACCAAUCGAUCAAUCAGCAGCACUUGUUCCACUUACAGACGCAAACGAGUAGACCUCAAGAGCAGCCUACGCAACUUCUCCUCAAAAUUAUCCCCAACGGUUCGCCGGUAAAUGCAGGAUUCUUAGUGCCGAUUCCACGACCUUAUCCGAUCGAGAAGAUCGUUGAGAAGACGGUCCACGUGCCGCACCCGGUCGAGAUAGAGAAGGUGAUCGAAAAGAAGGUGCAGAUACCGGUGCCGGUGCCGGUGCCACAGCCGUAUCCCGUGCACAUACCGGUCAACCGACUGGUAGAGAAGCAGGUCCGUGUGCCACAACUCUACCCGAUCCACAUUGAGCGUACGCUCGAGAAGAGAAUACCGUACACGGUGCAACGGCUGCUUCUGCAGCCUCCAGCGCCGUAUCCGCUGCACUUGAAGUCUCCCGUAACUUACCCGGCGCAGGUGGGGUCGCCGAUCGAACAACCGACGCAAGUGACGUCGACGUCGAUCGAGCAGGUCGCGGAGAAAUCGCUGGCCGGGUUGUCGCGACCUCCUCGACCGUAUCCCACAGACGCCGAUCGGGACGAUCCAAUCGAGAUAAAAUACAAAUACCAACAGAGACCGAUUUUUGGCGGCGAAAACAUUGAUCCCGGAUACGAUAGCAAUGUCGCGUUUGAAUCCGGUCAAUCAAAUGCCACGCAGCUCUACGGUAAUCUCUACGAUAGGUCCCCGCUCGUGUAUGAUCACGGACUGCUCGACCACGGCAAAUAUCACGUGCCCGCGGCGGCGCAUCUGUCCGGCAAUGUGCGGCUGAUGAUGGUGCCAAAGAAAUUCGGUGCUCAUCACACGGUGCUGCUGCGACCGCACGCGUCCGCGUCCUCGUAUACAAUACCAUCAGUGAGCUUUAGGCGGCAGAUCGUGUAUAACCUGGUGGAGAAGGACAAGGCGGUUAAGGACGAGUAUAUUGGUCCGCUACCGCCGCGCAAGGCAUUCGUCUCACAAGCCAAACAACUUCCUCCCGCCGUGAAACCGUCCUCGUACUCUACGAGCGUCACGCAGUCGCCGGUGACGACUAUCGGUGGUCCGAGGAGAACUAGACAACCGGAGGCGCAGUAUCCUAAUAGUUUCAGGCAGUCGAAGAUGGAGUACGGCUUCAAACCACCCAUGGUGCCAUCCGUUCAAUACGAUGAGAAGACUGCCAGUAAAGUGGAGAAGUAACGCAACGAUUAUAGCUUAUGAUAAUGAUCUUUAUGAUGACAAUAAUAAUAAAUGAUGGUAGCAAAUAAUGCAAGAGCAUUUGGAAAUACAUCAUGAAGACGCACUUUGACUAAGAAAUAGUAAAAUGAAAUUGUAAAACAUUUUAUAAGGAAUCAAAUAUUUUU